This is a messenger RNA of Dentiscutata erythropus, 939 nucleotides long. The record is from the annotation of a GenBank genome assembly. Lineage: Eukaryota; Fungi; Glomeromycota; Glomeromycetes; Diversisporales; Gigasporaceae.
AUGCUUUUACGAAGCGGAAAAACAAUUAAAAAUUUUACAUCGAUUAAUUUUAUAAGAGAUCGAUUCAGAUUCAGAUCCGGAUCAAUAAUUUUAAAUCAAUCAUUAUCUUCACAAUUAGUUAAAAGAAAUUAUGCAACAAAUUCUUUAAUUAAUAUUUCAAAUAUAAAUGCUAAUAAAUAUUCAAAAUCAAAAUUUAAUACAAACCAAUUUAUUCAAAAAAUUGUUCUAGCACUUUUUCCUAUUGCAGGAUUUUGCCUUGGUACUUGGCAAAUUCAACGUUUACGUUGGAAAGUUGGAUUAAUAGAAGAAUGUGAAGAAAGACUUUCUAAACCUCCAAUGAUUUUACCAAAAAGAAUAAAAUUAGAAGUUUUAAAUGAUUAUUUCUAUAGACGCGUUAAAACUUUAGGAAAGUUUCUUUAUGAUAAAGAAAUGUUGUUGGGGCCAAGAACUUUUGAUAACAAACAUGGAUACUAUGUUAUUACACCACUAGAACGGGAAAAUGGGACCACAGUGUUAGUAAAACGUGGAUGGAUUUCUAAGGACAAAGUUAAUCCCUCUACGCGGAAAAAUAACCAAUUUGAAGGAAUUGUUAAUGUUGAGGGAGUAUUAAAAAGUGCAGAAAAGAAAAACUGGUUCACACCCAAAAACAACCCGGAUCGAAAUGAAUGGUUAUGGACUGAUGUAGAAACUAUGGCCGAAAGAACAGGGGCGCAGCCAGUAUUGAUUGAACAAAGCUUAGAGGGAUCACCUUAUUUGAUCAAUCAAAUGAUUGAGGAUGGCAUUCCAAUCGGAAAAAUUCCUAACGUUGAUUUACGAAACACACAUUUGCAAUAUGCGAUCACAUGGUACUCAUUGUCAAUUGCAACGAGUGUUAUGUUUUAUAUGCUCAUGAAGAAACCACCAGCCGGACACUUUAAUCGUAAAGUGAUGCAAGGAUAG